UUCAUUAUUUUGCCUCUUUUGUUGGCUUUCUCCAUUAUUUUAUGCACUUCAAUCAAGGGCAUAUAUGUCAAUGCAUGCUCUAUAUAAUUCAACUCCCGUGCUGUCUUGUGGGUUGGAGUUUCCACAUCCACUUUCCACCUUUGACUGUAGCCAUUCACGCUUGUUCCUCUCUUCUUUGUCCUUCCUCACACUUUUCACUCUUCUCUCUCUCUCUCUAACUUUUCAGUUAUAGGAUUCAUCUCCAAUCUCCAUCUCUUCUCAGUUCUCUCUCUAUUCUAAGUUGGUGAGUAGUUUUUGAGUGAAGGAGUGGCUUUAUCUUUUUGUGGGUAAGGACACAGCAGCAUGCGGUGGUGGCCUAGUCUUUCUGUUGAUGUAUUCCGCAAAGGGAUUUCAUUGAAUCUGUAUUGCAAAGUGAUUCUGUAAUUUGUGUGGUGUGAUUUAAACCUUUUUUAAUCUUCUCUUUAAGCCGUUUCCAUGGGAUCCAAUUUCUUGGUUGUUCUUCCUUGCUACGUCCGUCAGAUCAGCUGAAGGGUAGCAUUAGCAAACACAAAUUCAUCUUUCUCUCUAAAAAAAAUUCGUUAAUUAGCCUUUUUUAUUUCCUUUUCUAGGAAUGUUGAGUUGUACCAGUUUGUUUAGUAUUUUUAGGCAUCGUUAUUUGUUUUAGUCAAAUUCAAAACCUGUUGCACUGGCGUGGAGGUGAUCAGAUUAAUAAUUGUCCUUAGCAAAAGUGUGGUUCUUGCAUUUUGAAUUGAAGAGGGUUGGGAAAAAUAGUUAUGGUGUGCCAAGCAGCGAGUCAAACGAGAUUUCGGGCAUUGAAACAUGAAAAUGGAAUCGCCGGGAGCUCCACCAUUAUAGUUAGAGUUAUAGCAUGCUUUCAACCUCUCAGAGAAUGCCAGGCUGAAUAUUUCCGUCAUUUACUCAAACCUGUCACGUAAUUGUUUUGCCUUGCUCCGUUUCGGUGGGUUCAGUCGGUUCUUUUAUUUGUUUUCUUUGUUCGUGAAACAAAAUACCUUUUGUAACAAAUAGCUAUUGAGUUGGAAUCGUUUUUUCUUCAGGUGAUUGUUCUGAUUGAAUGGGAGGAGAUUGUGGAACCUGGGUACCGCAUCUGCAAUUUGGAUGGCAAUCACCAAAUUUGAAUCCCCUUGACAUGGGGAAGCCAGUUGGUAUUUCUGCAGCUAUGAACCCUGGCUUUAAUAUGGUCUCUAGCAAUGAGACAGUGCCUGCUUUCGUGUCCUCUGCACUGCCUCAUUUGCAGUUAGGACAUUCCUAUGAACCCAGUGGUUGGUCUUAUUGUUUGCCCCCCUUUCGACAAGGAUUUUCCCCUGCUCUGAACUUCAAUGCUGAGGGAAAAACCCCUGCUGACCAUGUGAAAACUUUUGGGGACAAAAUUGGUCCCUAUGGUGAAUCCAGCUCCCAUCAGAAACAAUUUCUUGUUAUUGACCAGACGGGUGGUCAAACGACUAUUGUUUAUAGCUCUAUGUUUGGGAAUCCUGAUGAGUGCCUUGCUUCUUGGCAUUCAAAACUGCAUGGUGCUAACUAUUUGAGGGGGAAUGAACCUUCUUUCAGAAGAGAUUUGAAUUUGAAUUUGAAUUUGAACUUGAAAGUGAAUAUGACUGAGCCAACUUUGGCUCAUAAAGUGGAUGAGAAUCUGAAAACCAGCAUUGAAAGUGAGAUGCAUGAAGACACCGAAGAAAUUAAUGCAUUGCUUUACUCGGACAGCUAUGGUUAUUCUACCCAGGAUGAGGAUGAUGAUGAUGAAGUUACUAGCACAGGGCACUCUCCGAGUACAAUGACCACUCAUGAUAACUGUGAAGCCUUUAGGGGGGAAACCGCAGAAGAAGUUGCGAGCAUUGCCGGGAAAACCAAGAAGAGGAAGCAAUUGGAUGGUUAUUACGAUGACAUACAACUCAUUGAUACCGGCAGCUCUCAGAAUCUGAACAAGUCUUCUGCCACAGGAGAUGAUGCAGAAUCGAGAUGUUCUAGUAAUAACAACGAAGGAUCCUUGUCUGGCAAUAAGAAGAUGAAAAAGGAUAAGAUACGCGACGUUCUGAGUAUUCUGCGGAGCAUAAUUCCUGGUGGGAAGGAUAAGGAUCCGGCCAUGCUUCUCGAUGAUGCCAUACAUUGCUUGAAAAACUUGAAACACAAGGCUCAAGCGCUCAGACUUGAUGCCUUGUAAGUUGGAGAAUUCUUACCCACACACGUCGCUAUUUGUCAUCUAAAUAGUGUGUACUUUAUUGUGUAAGUUCUGUUGAUUUGCUUGUUGUUCAUACUUCAUGGAGUCUGCAAAAUAAACAAGGACGUGGAUGUCAAGAAGUUUGUGCUCAGCAACAUAUAUAGGUGUUACGUGUGAAAUACUGAGUAAAGUUGUCUUCUGAAGCCCUUUCUGAGUUGGAUUGUGUAAGGAAAGACGGAAGUGUUCAGUGUAUCAAGCGCAAUAAAGGAAGUAUGAAUCAUUGGUCCGUGUCUUAGACUAAAGAGAAAGUAGCACUCAUACCAUAGUAUGGUGAUUGGUGAGUGAACCAUUUUGAAUGAGAAGGGUGUUUGUGGUUGGUUAUUCCAGAUAAGGACUCAAAAAACGAGCGAACGCUGAUAUGGGGCCCAAACUUGCUUCCUCUUUUUGUAUCCUUGUCAUGUUUGAUCAGAUGAAGAAUUUUUUUUUCACUGGCUGUGAAAGAUCGAGGUAACUUGGUGCAGUUGGCCGGGCACACUCGUUCACAAGUUUCCUCCGGGAUAGUUACUGCAGCAGUGUAGUGUAGGACGCAUGUGGGAAACAGAUAUUUGUGUUCUCUGAGUUGUGCCCUACUUACUACAUUUAUGGGUUUGUGUUGUGUGUAUCGUUAUUGGUGUAUGACUAUGGACUACUUAAAGGAUUGGAUGAUACUAUCUCUUUGGUUGAUGUUAUUUAAUAUGGAUGGUGUUACUAUUGUCUUUUUGCUUGUA
Molecule: messenger RNA, 2940 nt
Organism: Glycine soja
Lineage: Eukaryota; Viridiplantae; Streptophyta; Magnoliopsida; Fabales; Fabaceae
Product: transcription factor bHLH143-like
Exons: 4
Coding region: 1073-2176 (367 amino acids)
Source: RefSeq, a predicted model, not a curated record